UGCUACAAGUUUGUUCCUAUUGAAAAGACUUGGAUUGAUGCUGAGCUGCAUUGCCAAAACCUGGCUCCAGGCGGCCAUCUUGCUUCCCUGCACUGGAUGGAGCAGAAUAAUGUUCUUGCAGAAAUGAUACAUAAUUCCCAAAAUAAUAAUGUCCCAACUUGGGUCGGGUUGAGUGACAUCCACAAGGAGGGGACUUUCCAAUGGAUUGAUGGAUCUGCAUCAGAUUUUAUGUAUUGGAUGAAAGGUGAACCCAAUAAUCUUGAUGGAAAAGAGCACUGUGGGCAUAUUUUGUUCAAGAAUACACGUUGGAACGAUCUGUCUUGUGAUUCAAAAUUGUGUUUCCUUUGCUCCUACAAACUGCUGUCUCCCUGCUGCGAGUGAAAGAAUCUAUCGAUGCUCCAUGGAUCCUGUCUGGGAGUGAAUGUAGUGCCUCAAUCUGCUUGUAGUUGCGGUCACAGCCAAUGAUGACUGUACU
Messenger RNA from Hemiscyllium ocellatum (epaulette shark), 475 nucleotides. RefSeq names its product lectin-like. The record is from RefSeq and is a predicted model, not a curated record. The transcript has 4 exons. The annotation marks the transcript as partial. Lineage: Eukaryota; Metazoa; Chordata; Chondrichthyes; Orectolobiformes; Hemiscylliidae. Gene Ontology annotation, molecular function: signaling receptor activity.